UGGGUGGGGUCGCGCCAAGCAGGGCGGAGCCUGGCUGAGGUGACGCUCCUUUCACUCACUUUUUUGUUCAGAGCUCUGUCGUCAAGCAACAUUUGCAGAAGGACACCGGGCUGGGAUUAUCUGAAAAGCUUAUUUUUUUUCUGUUUCCUAAAGGUUUGUUCCAUCGUUGCUCCUUUGAUAACAAGAGACAAGGAUGGCGAUGCAAAUGGGUGAGAUGGAUCGGGGCAGGGUAAAGGUUCAAGAGUGGCAGGAGACGAUGUACGGGCUGGACUCUGGCAUCCAGUCUGGAGCCACCACCUAUAGAGACGACGAUGGCGAGUACACAACUUCCACACGCUAUGUCAAAACCACCACCAUCUCCAGGGAGGAGCCUGACCUGGAAAGCCAGUUGACGCUGAGCAGAACACAGCGGGUUCGGGCUGCAAUGUUCCCGGAAACACUGGAGGAAGGCACCACCAUCCUGUCGACCCAGACAGACCCAGCCCAGAUGACCAAUGUGCAGCGGCUGGCCGAGCCAUCACAGAUGCUCAAACAGGCCAUCAUCCACCUGAUCAACUACCAAGAUGAUGCCGAGUUGGCCACAAGGGCCAUCCCAGAGCUUACUAAACUUCUCAAUGAUGAAGAUCAGGUGGUGGUCGGCAAGGCGGCACAGAUUGUGAACCAGCUCACCCGUCAGGAGGCCUCGCGGCGUGCCCUCAUGCAGUCCCCUCAGAUUGUGGCGGCGGUGGUCCGGGCCAUGCAGAACACAAACGACAUGGAGACGACCAAGGCCACAGCCAGUAUCCUCCACAACCUGUCCCACCAGAGGGAGGGUCUGCUGGGCAUCUUCAAGUCAGGAGGGAUCCCCGCUCUUGUCCGUAUGCUCAGCUCUCCUAUGGAGUCUGUGCUCUUCUAUGCCAUCACCACACUUCACAACCUGCUGCUGCACCAGGAGGGAGCCAAAAUGGCUGUGCGUCUGGCUGAUGGACUGCAGAGGAUGAUCCCACUGCUAAAGAAGAGGAACCCCAAGUUCCUGGCCAUCACCACGGACUGCCUGCAGCUGCUGUCCUACGGCAACCAGGAGAGCAAGCUAAUAAUCCUCGCCAAUGGUGGUCCAGAGGGUCUUGUUGAUAUCAUGAAAAACAACAGCUAUGAGAAGCUGCUGUGGACCACCAGCCGUGUCCUCAAAGUCCUCUCUGUGUGCCCCAGCAACAAACCAGCCAUUGUAGAAGCUGGUGGAAUGCAGGCUUUGGGAAAACACCUGCAGGGCGGCAGCCAGCGUUUGGUACAGAACUGCCUGUGGACUCUCAGGAACCUGUCAGACGCUGCAACUAAGCAGGAAGGAGUUGAUAACCUGCUGCAACUUCUGGUGGGGCUCCUCUCCUCACAGGACCUCAACAUGCUCACCUGUGCCACCGGCAUCCUGUCCAACCUCACAUGCAACAACAGCAACAACAAAUCUCUGGUCACCCAGAGCAACGGAGUAGAGGCGCUGAUCCAUGCCAUACUGCGUGCUCCAGAGAAGGAGGAUGUGACUGAGCCGGCAGUUUGCGCUCUGCGGCAUCUGACUUCGCGACACCAGCAUGCCGAGCUGGCGCAGCACGCUGUGAGGAAUAGCUACGGCAUCCCGGCUAUCGUCAAGCUGCUCAACCAGCCCUACUACUGGCCCAUCAUCAAGGCUUCUGCUGGCUUAAUCCGUAACCUGGCCUUGUGCCCAGAGAACCAGGCCCCCAUCAGAGAUGCAGGAGGCAUCCCUCGUCUGGUUAACCUGCUGCUUAAGGCCCACCAGGAUGCUCAGAAACACGAUUCCUCCAACCAGCAGACAUACCAGGACGGUGUGAGGAUGGAGGAGAUUGUGGAGGGUUGCACAGGAGCUUUGCACAUCCUAGCAAGAGAUCCCAUCAACAGAGAUGAAAUUGCUCACUUAGAUACCAUUCCCCUCUUUGUUCAGCUCCUCUACUCUCCAGUGGACAAUAUAAAGCGUGUGGCGGCAGGUGUUCUGUGUGAAAUGUCCCAGGACAAAAAUUCAGCCGAGUUGAUCGACGCAGAGGGAGCAUCAGCUCCCCUGAUGGAGCUACUUCACUCCAACAAUGAGGGCAUCGCUACCUACGCUGCUGCUGUUCUCUUCCGCAUCUCUGAGGAUAAGACCCCUGAUUACAAGAAGCGAGUCUCUGUGGAGCUCACGCAUUCCUUGUUCAAACAUGACCCAGAAGCCUGGGAGACGGCUCACAACACAAUCGUUGAAGGAAACUUUCAAGAUGAAAUAGAUGGUGGUUUCCAGGGCUAUGGAUACCCAGCUGAAAUGCCAAUGGACAGCAUGAAUGGACAUAUGAUGUCGGAGGAUUUUCAGGGUGGCGCGGCAUAUGACAGAUACCCUGAUCAUUAUUAACGGAUGAGGAACGAGAAGAGGUGGAGGCAGACGACCUACAGUGGGAUUUAGUGGCGAGGCAGAUUGCAUUCACCGGUAGAGAUAACUCCCUCUGCUCUCCACCUUCUGUAAAAUAUGCAAUGAGAGUUUGGGACUCACAACUUUAACAGGGCUCAACUUUGUGUUUUAUAUGAAAAAGUAUGAUUUUUUUUUUUUUUUUAUAAUGGAAGCUUUUAAGUUUUUGUUAAAAACCUUAUAGAAAUGUGUGCAUGCGAGUGCGUGUGUUUAUGCUUCUGGGUGGGUGUUCUAUGCCAAAGAGAUUUUAAUUUUGUGAUCAUAAUCAUGUAGCCUCUUUAUUUUUAUUUUAAAAAAUUAACUAGAGAAUAUUUGAGAAACCUGCAUAGUGCACCUACUCACUACUGCUUUAGGCCUUUCUUUUUUUUUCUCUCUUGGUACACAGUCUGUACUGUCAUCAUUCUCCCACUGUGAGCCAGAUAUUGAUUACAUUAACAUGUUCUUUAGGUGAGAAUUCAAUCAGGCAGAGCCGUUGCCCAUCAUGUAAUCAGCUGUUGUGAUUUUACUAGAAUUGGAGAUAUUUUUCUUUUAUUUUUCUGAUGUUUUUUAUAAGUUGUUCACUUUGAUAACUUCACCAUAUACCCUCCAGUAAUUUAGCAGUCUUUAAUGUUUUGCAAGUGAAGUUUAAAAGGAAACUGAUGUGUAGCUGUGGACCACAGCCUGUGGUUAAAAUCACAACAACGGGGGUUUUUGGAGAGAAGAUGGAGUCCGGAUGGCAUCGCAGCUGCCAGCGUACUACUGACAGGGAAAUCUUUCUAUUUCAUAAAGAGUUUUUACUGAGAUUUUGUUUAAUAAAAAUAAAGAAUAUAUCAAAACUUCUGUAA
Molecule: messenger RNA, 3246 nt
Organism: Cyprinodon tularosa
Lineage: Eukaryota; Metazoa; Chordata; Actinopteri; Cyprinodontiformes; Cyprinodontidae
Gene: jupa
Product: junction plakoglobin a
Exons: 16
Coding region: 194-2368 (724 amino acids)
Biological process (GO): cell adhesion; positive regulation of transcription by RNA polymerase II
Cellular component (GO): catenin complex; adherens junction
Molecular function (GO): alpha-catenin binding; transcription coactivator activity; protein phosphatase binding
Source: RefSeq, a predicted model, not a curated record